CCCAUCUCUAGGUGCAAUCCAAAACAAAGAGGUUAUUGCAGAAAUAAACAUAAUUUUUGUGUUUUUUAAAUGUUCUGGAAACAACUAGGCUUGUAAACACUUUUCUUGGAGAUAUACGUACAUACUGGAAGUACUGACAACCCAAGGACGUCUGGCAGUCAAAGCCGAACGAUAGAACGAACAGAUUUAUUGUAAAACCAUACAGUCGACACAAUGGAAUCGUCGUCGGUCUCCAAGACUGGGGACUUCUUCUACGGCUGGGAUCUACUCUACAAGACAGUCCAGUCGGAUGUCAACAAGAAACCGGACGUACUAAUAGCCCUCGUCCACUUUCUGCUGACUAAACACUACAACUUUCGCUGCGUGGGCGUCGGUGACGAUAAAACAUUGCCCGAAGAGGAGGGAAGCGAGCUGCUCCCGGAUAGCUGGAACGAUGACGAUACCAAGUACUCGCUGCGCUACGUGCAUGACAAGCAGCUCUACCUGCUCCUGGGCCAUAUCACCGAGGAAGCCCUGCUGGUCAACAUGAUGGAUAUAAAUACCAAGAAAGUUUCCAAUAUCUGUCUUACCCCGGACACUUUGGUGGUCGCCUUUAAGGGCAACAUUAAUGCUUUGAUGCCAACCGCUUCGGAGAUUGUGGACCGAUAUCGCAGGGAGCUGCUAGACCCGGUCUUUACAGGCAACUCGCGCGAGGUCACCACACAGACGACCAUGAGUACAACUACUCCACGCGCAGAUCCUUUACGCAUUGGCGAGCCGAGACGUGGCGGAUCCUACACCCCUUACGGCUAUGAUCCUCGCCCUUUUGGCUUUCCGGACAUUGGCCGCGGAGACCUGGAUCCACUGGGUCGCGGUGGUCCUGGUAACUUGUUUAAUUUCCCCUCGCGGCCAGAUAUGGGACCUGGGCCAGUGCCUCGCUUCGAUCCGUUUAGUCCCCUCAACCCCAAUACAGGCCGCGGACCAAAUCCGGAUCACAUGCGUCCACCGAAUUGGGACAAUGAUUAUUUUAUGUGAUUAAUCCCGGGAAUGCCAUGGAGAAAUGGCUCUCGUCGAGCGAUUUAAAUCUUAAGUUAAUAAUAACACAAUUGCUGGGAAAAACUGUU
This is a messenger RNA of Drosophila serrata, 1103 nucleotides long. It is a transcript of the gene PI31, whose product is annotated as Proteasome inhibitor 31 kDa. The record is from RefSeq and is a predicted model, not a curated record. Lineage: Eukaryota; Metazoa; Arthropoda; Insecta; Diptera; Drosophilidae. Gene Ontology annotation, biological process: proteasome-mediated ubiquitin-dependent protein catabolic process. Gene Ontology annotation, molecular function: proteasome binding; endopeptidase inhibitor activity.